GUUACCUGAUGUCUAAGCCAGAACCUGAACCACGGGUAUUGGGCGCUGUAGAGUCAAAACGAGUGUCUUAUUUAAAACCGAGGUCGAGGAUUAGCGUUUUUUGGGAUCGCUUAUUAUACAAUGUCAGGUAUACGAGCCGUCACUGGAAAGAUCGCGUAUAUGUUCGAUUUACUGUUGGUAUACUCAUUUAUACUGUCGGGUUAUACGCCUUCAUUAUAAAAUAUUACGGAACUGAGCAUCCGCUGAAUCGUUAUCAAUGGAGGCAAAUGAAGAAACGCGGUCAACUGAGUGAAGAAAUGUUACGUUACCUGAUGUCUAAGCCAGAACCUGAACCACGGGUAUUGGGCGCUGUAGAGUCAAAACGAGUGUCUUAUUUAAAACCGAGGUCGAGGAUUAGCGUUUUUUGGGAUCGCUUAUUAUACAAUGUCAGGUAUACGAGCCGUCACUGGAAAGAUCGCGUAUAUGUUCGAUUUACUGUUGGUAUACUCAUUUAUACUGUCGGGUAA
This is a messenger RNA of Gongylonema pulchrum, 506 nucleotides long. The record is from the annotation of a GenBank genome assembly. NCBI's taxonomy places the organism in Eukaryota, Metazoa, Nematoda, Chromadorea, Rhabditida, Gongylonematidae.